AUGGUGGAUUUACAAAAGGGAGAACAGUUUGGCCACAUGGACUUUGCCCUUGCAGGGGCUCUGGCAGGCCUCGAGGAACUGCAACAUAUUAUAUUCACCUACGACGUCGCCUGCAUCUACAAGAUCAACAUCCUCAAACGCUUUGGUGCGCAGUUUCCUCAACUCAUGCCCCUACUUGACCGGAUACAGAUGCUGCUACCGAAAAUGCACAUGCUUGCCCACAAAGAAGCGUGUCAGGUGCUGUAUGCGCUCUGCUACAUGUGGGGCACUGGACUUACGCACGGAGAGAGUGUCGAGCAUCCAUGGGCCGAGCACAACCAGGCUGGCCUCAGUACACGUGAGAUGGGAGCGGGACAUCGUCAUGAUGCUCUGAACGACAUCCACAAUUAUUGGAAUUGGCAAAAGGUGGAGAAUGUCGGAGCAUUUCUCGCACGCAAAGUCAACGAAGCAUUCAAAGGCCAAGAAGAGAAGACUCAACUGUACGAUGCAUUGACCGAAGUUGCUGGUGCGGAGAAAGUGUCAACGUGGCAGCAGAUGGAUGUUGACCCGAAGCAGAAGGGGAAGCGGGUGGAGAGUGUGUACUUACUAAACGAUGCUAAAGUGCCUACCGCUGGGCGUGCUUAUCAAGAGCUCGCGAAGAUGGAGAUCCAGCCGCGAGAUGGACAAAUGGAUCUUGCAGUGGGCAAGGCACCAUCAGGUGCUGCGCAGUUCCUGAAGACCGAGGCAGUUGGCACUGGAAUCUCACCUAGCAAAGCACAAGGAUGGCGACAACAUUUCCGUUAG
Molecule: messenger RNA, 783 nt
Organism: Sparassis crispa
Lineage: Eukaryota; Fungi; Basidiomycota; Agaricomycetes; Polyporales; Sparassidaceae
Exons: 5
Coding region: 1-783 (260 amino acids)
Source: RefSeq, a predicted model, not a curated record